Phodopus roborovskii (desert hamster) is the source of this 2510-nucleotide messenger RNA. It is a transcript of the gene Aven, whose product is annotated as apoptosis and caspase activation inhibitor. The record is from RefSeq and is a predicted model, not a curated record. Gene Ontology annotation, biological process: negative regulation of G2/M transition of mitotic cell cycle. The transcript has 6 exons. Bases 40 to 1041 code for a protein of 333 amino acids. Lineage: Eukaryota; Metazoa; Chordata; Mammalia; Rodentia; Cricetidae.
GCGGCGGCGGCUCGCGCGCUCUUCUCGGCGGGCGGCCUCAUGCAGGCGGAGCGCGGGGCUCGGGGCGGCCGCGGGCGGCGGGGAGGCCGGGAGCGGCCCGGAGGGGACCGAGAGCGGCCCGGAGCCCCGGCGGCGCUGGCGAGAGGAGGCUGCGGCGACGGAGGCGGCCGGCGGGGCCGAGGCCGGGGCUUCCGCGGAGGCCGAGGAGGCGGCGCCCCACGAGGCGGCCGCCGGGAGCCUGGAGGCCGCGCCGGCGGAGCUAGCUCGCGGGUGGAAGACGACAGUGAUUCAGAGACCCAUGGAGAAGAGAAUGAUGAGCAGCACGGACACUUUUCUAGAAGAAAGAUUGUCUCUAACUGGGAUCGAUAUCAAGAUACUGAAAAAGAAGUCAAUGAUGAAAGUGGAGAAUCGCAGCGGGGGACGGACUUCAGCGUCCUCCUGAGCUCUGCAGGGGACUCAUUCUCACAGUUCCGAUUUGCCGAGGAGAAAGAAUGGGAUGGUGAAAUUUCAUGUCCAAAGCAGAAUUCAGCACUCUACGUGGAUAGUGAGGCACUGGUUCGAGCCCUUCAACAGCUGCCCAUCUCAGUCCGGCUUAACGUUGCUGCGGAGUUGAUCCAGACCACAAUUCCUUUAGAACUUCCACAGGUGAAACCAAGGAGAAACGAGGAUGGCAAGGAGCCGGGCAUGCAGUUAAGAGGGCCCAUUUCUGAGCUCAGAUCUCUGGGCAAAGACAGCUUAAGACCAAGCCCUCCAGAGGGUGUGCAGAAAGCCCCCUUCCCACCACAGUCAGUGGCAGACCAUCUGGAAGAUGAACUGGACAUGUUGCUGCAUUUAGAUGAACCCGUGAAAGAGGAAGACCGACUCUGCCCAGAUCAGACAUCUGAGGAACCAGAAGGAGGUGGGCAGGUGGCCCAGGAGGAAACCGUUCCUGGAAAGCCAUCUAUGACUGGAGAGAAAAAUGUGGAACCUGAACAGACAAGCACAUCCAAAACUGUCACUGAGGAAGAACUGGAAGACUGGCUGGACAGCAUGAUUUCCUGAGGAGGGGACCAAGGGGAAAUGUGCCUGAAGCAAUAAGUAAGGGUGGGCUCCUUUACCAGAAUACCCCAUGGUACUAUGUACUGUUAUUUAUGCUUACAACAGUCAGUGCCUACCUCUGUUUCUGACGGCAUCUGAAUACAUGUAUGAGGCUUCCUUGGGGCUUUGUUUCUGUUAUCUGGCUUAGUCACCUACUAGAUUUCCUUAAGGACAGGGGAUGUCACAGCUAUGUUUCCAUUCUCCUUCCCAAUGACAUUACAGAAUAACAGGUCCUAUUUAAGAGAAUGUACACAAGCAACAAGGCAUGCAGUUAGUCAAACAAACACUCUCUGGUCUAUGGACAUUUCCUUUUGGGAUGAAGCUCAUGGGCUACUUGUCAGCAGUCAGUUUGGAAGUGGUAUAUGACAAGAAUCCAAACCAUCAACUGGCAUGUGUUACUUUAUUGCAGUGGGCACUUCAUUUUAUUGGAGGAGACCUAAAACAUGGCAACUCCACUACUUACACAGGACCAUAAAGCAUCACUUAGGUUUGGUAUAAGAUUAAGAUUUUUCUGAAAUUUCAGUACAGUGCCUUUCUUCAAAUUAACAGCGGUUGAUAAGCUGUUACUGAAGAAAUUAUGUGAAUAACCUUCAAGUGCAGUUUCAUAAAGUAAGACAGAAUAUCAGCACAGCUGUUAAUGGAGUUGUCCUUCGGGAACACAAACAUAAAAAACUUGCAUAGCUAUAUCUAAAGAGAUUUUUUUUAAGGCACUUAAUCGAUAUUUCAGUUUCGACAAAGUGUUUUCUAUUUCUUUAGCUGCUUAAAGCUUUUCAAGCUGAUUCUGGAUACAGUCACUAGCAAGUACCAUGGAAAAAUUAGAUCGCAGUUAACAUGAGUUGAACAUGAUUUUGUGUAGUUCUGCCCAUCGAUCCCUGCAUGACAUUUAGGAGUUCAAGACUUCUUAUUUCUCUGAACCAUUCCAAGAAACUAGUUGCUCUUAGAACUGGGAGCCCUGUGGGCAGUCAGUUGGAGUCUUUUGUCCCUUGGGCACAAAUGCCAAAUCAAUCUCCAAAUGUAGAUUUCUUUUUAAUGCAGUGUCAAGGAGGGAUUCUGUUGAUUAGAAGGUGACUGUCAAGAACCAUGGCUCGUCUUGAACUCAGAUUUAUCCGAGCUGAUCUUCGUAUUGCUUACGAAAGCAGUCGCCAGCUGGGAAGAAGUCCCAACACCUUUCCUGGUACAUCUUCCACACGUAAGAUUCCUGAAACAAUGUAAACAAAGGGCACCUUGUGAUGAAACCACAAUAAGCUAAACCCAGUUUGUGUUUGCUCUAUGUGAUUUCCUUUAGGAAGACCCAGGAAUUGAUGCAAGGCCAUGCGGGCAUGUUCUCUCUCCCAACCUGCUUGGUUUUGUGAGCAAGAAGGCACAUCUUCCCAUCAUGGUGAAGGGGAAAACCUAGCCUCUGCCAGCCAUUUAAUCCCAUGCCAGUUGUAACU